Molecule: messenger RNA, 231 nt
Organism: Caenorhabditis bovis
Lineage: Eukaryota; Metazoa; Nematoda; Chromadorea; Rhabditida; Rhabditidae
Source: the annotation of a GenBank genome assembly
AUGGCCCUUAUCAUUGCCUCUAAUCAGGUAACAAAGAAAGGCUACGAGUUUUAUUAUAAUCAUCAGCUACUCGUGUUGACGACUGGAUCGGGUAUAUCAAAAACGACAAACAAUCAAGGAGUUGUAAUGAUGAUGGAUUCAACUCAUAAAGUUCACUUCGAAAAAGUGUGCGGCGAACGUGCGAAUUUGAUAAAAAGUAAAUUAGUGCCAACUUGCCUCAGAGCUGACUAA